Guyanagaster necrorhizus is the source of this 729-nucleotide messenger RNA. RefSeq lists its product as uncharacterized. The record is from RefSeq and is a predicted model, not a curated record. The transcript has 3 exons. The coding region runs from base 1 to 729 and encodes 242 amino acids. NCBI's taxonomy places the organism in Eukaryota, Fungi, Basidiomycota, Agaricomycetes, Agaricales, Physalacriaceae.
AUGACGCGGGGGACGCAUCGCAUCGUAUCUCGUCAAUAUCUCCCAAUUUAUCUCAAAGGGCAAAGGGUCAUGGUAGCGGUGAUUGAGGCCAGGCUGGUCCAUCUUUUCGACCGAGACGGAAUCUGUCAAUAUGUUCCCCCCGUCGAGGCUGACCGGUGCUCGACUAUCAUUCAUUUCAUCCGAUCGCAAUAUCAUGGCCUCACACGGGUUCAUUCCCUUAGACUUCGUCAUAUCCACUCUGAUGGUCGCAUCGCUGAAUGGACUACGCCUCAGCAACAAGAGGUAAAUGUCAAGCGCAAAUUAAGCAACAGCGUAUUCAAGCGCACUAUUCUUAUCCUACCAGUACCCAAGUCUUCGCCACUUGCGUCGCGUUUCACUGAAUGGUACUCUCAUCCUAGCUUCCUGUCCGCUUGGUUCACCCCAACUUUUAAGGAGAACGUUGCUAUCUUGGUAAUAUCCUCUCGUCCGUGGCUUUACUGUACCCGUCACUGCAACAUGCAUUUGAUGCCGCUCCUCGGAAUUUGUGUGCGUUCCCCCGGAGGCAACAUGUUUGCACAGAACGAAUUGCGGGUACUGAUCAGGCCGCACCUUACGGUUAGUAUUCCUUUCUCUUCUUGUUUCAAGCCGGCGCAGGGAAUAAUUGCGCAUACCGCUAACGAUUAUUUAUAUUACUUUGAAGGCGAUCAUCGCAUUUUAGGAGGAGCGGCAGUCAAACUGAUCCAAGAAUGA